AUGGCAAGCUCCGUCGAGAAACUGGCGAGUCUUCGUGCCUUAUUUUCGUCGGAACGCGUCAAGCUUUUGACCGGCAAUAAACCGAUUUCCGCUUAUUUGUUGCCAAGCACUGAUGCUCAUCAGAGUGAAUAUCUUUCCGAUUACGAUUUCCGGGUUCGCUUUCUUUCCGGGUUUUCCGGCUCAAACGCCUAUGUAGUUGUUACCGAUAAUAAAGCUCUAUUAUGGACCGACGGACGGUAUUUCGAGCAGGCUGGAAAGCAAUUGUCGUCAGAAUGGACCAUGAUGAAGCAGGGAGUUCCCGAUUCGGUAACCCCAAGCGAUUGGCUUGUGACGGCCCUCGAUAAGGGUUCAUUCGUUGGGUUUGAUCCAACAUUGCUAACCUACGAAAGUGCGACGAAAUUUUUAAAAAAUAUCAAGUCGAUGGGACUUCACCCAGUUAGUAUUCCCGGAAAUCUGAUUGAUGAAUUCUGGACAAAUCGUCCAAGUCUCGGCGAUCGCAAAGUGACGGUGCUAACUGCGGAGGAGCACGGAAAACCGGUUGCGAAGAAGAUUGAAUCGCUUCGAAAACGGCUAACCACCAAAAAAUGCACGGCGAUAGUAUUUUGCGCUCUGGAUGACAUAGUUUGGCUUUUGAAUAUUCGAGGAUUCGAUAUUCCAUAUAAUCCAUUGGUUUAUUCAUAUCUCUUAGUUUCUCUUGACGAAGUUCAUUUAUUCAUCGACGAAGCAAAACUAGAUGACCAAUCUUGGUCGCACUUGAAGGAAUCCAACGUCAUCGUCCAUCCUUAUGAUUCGGCACAAACCUGGAUCCGGUCGUGGCAUCAAUCGAUUGUUGAGAAAAAGCUCGACCAGCGUGUCAUGCUCACCAAGAGCACCAACUAUUCGAUUGGAGAGAUUUUCGGUGACGAGUACUCGAUAAUUGAAUCAUCGCCUGUGAAAAUCGAAAAGGCUGUGAAGAAUUCCGUCGAAAUGGAAGGAAUGCGGUCAUCGCAUAUUCGUGAUAGUGCUGCUCUCGUCGAAUUUCUCGCAUGGCUUGAGAACGAACUACUCGCCGGAAAGAAAUAUUCGGAGAUCGAACUUGCCGCGAAGGUCGAUGGGGUUCGCGCUCAACAGAAGAAAUAUGUUGAUUUGAGUUUCUCGACAAUUUCGGCUGCCGGUGAGCAUGCUGCCCUUCCGCAUUAUCAUCCUGAAGGCGAAGACGGCAAGAAGGAAGCAUCGGCUGACUCUGUGUAUCUUGUAGAUUCCGGAGCUCAUUAUAGAGAUGGAACGACCGAUGUGACGAGAACCGUGUGGUUCAAGAAUCCGCCGGCCGAGUUUAUUGCUCAUAAUACAUUGGUGCUUAAGGGACACAUCUCUUUGGCUAAGACCUUGUUCCCAGACGGAAUUCACGGUUCGCGUCUCGACACUCUUUCCCGUCAUGCUCUAUGGCAGUGCGGGUUAGAUUUUGGGCACGGAACUGGCCACGGUGUCGGUCAUUUCUUGAACGUUCAUGAGGGGCCAAUCGGAAUUGGACAUCGGAUAGUGUCAACCGGCGGCGAGCUUCAUGUCGGACAAGUUAUCACAAUUGAGCCGGGAUACUAUCUGCCGAAGAAAUAUGGAAUUCGUAUUGAAAACUGUUACGAGAUUGUUUCCGCUCAAGUAAAAUCGCGUGAAAAAAACUUCCUUGCUUUCAAAUCGCUUACUCUUGUGCCUAUCCAAACUUCUAUUAUUGAUAAGAGCCUUCUCGAUGAAUCUGAAAUUGUUUGGCUUAAUGCUUACCACGAUACCGUUGCUGAAAAGGUGGGAGCUGAGCUUCUUGAAAAUGGAAAGAAGGCUGAAUACGAAUGGUUGUUGAAUGCUUGCAAACAUAUUUAA
Messenger RNA from Caenorhabditis bovis, 1851 nucleotides. The record is from the annotation of a GenBank genome assembly. Lineage: Eukaryota; Metazoa; Nematoda; Chromadorea; Rhabditida; Rhabditidae.